Messenger RNA from Puma concolor (puma), 1146 nucleotides. It is a transcript of the gene CF2H8orf76, whose product is annotated as chromosome F2 C8orf76 homolog. NCBI's taxonomy places the organism in Eukaryota, Metazoa, Chordata, Mammalia, Carnivora, Felidae. The record is from RefSeq and is a predicted model, not a curated record. Gene Ontology annotation, molecular function: protein binding.
AUGGAGACUGGGUGCUGGUUGCUGGGGGGCGAGUUCGAGGACUCGGUGUUCGAAGAGAGGCGGGAGCGGCGGCCUGGACUGCCGGCGUCCUAUCGCGCCAAGCGCUGCGAGCCGCAGUGGUUUUAUGAAGAAACGGGGAGCAGUGAUGAAGUUGAAGCUCUAACUCUGAAGAAAUUCAAAGGGGACCUCGCCUACAGACGGCAAGAGUAUCAGAAAGCACUGCAAGAGUACUCGAGUGUCUCUGAAAAACUGCCAUCUACAAAUUUUGCCAUGAAAAGGGAUGUCCAGGAAGGCCAGGCGCGGUGUCUGGUUCACCUGGGAAGGCACACAGAAGCCCUGGAGAUCGCUGCAAACUUGGAAAAUAAAGCAACUAAUACAGACCAUUUAACCACUGUGCUCUACCUCCAAUUUGCUAUUUGUUCAAGUCUGCAGAACUUGGAGAAAACAAUCCUCUGCCUACAGAAACUGAUUUCUUUGCAUCCUUUUGAUCCUUGGAACUGGGGCAAAUUGGCGGAGGCUUACCUGAGUCUGGGGCCAGCUCUGUCAACAUUGUGUGCGUCAUCUCAAAAACAGAACAGUUUUACCUCCAGUGACAAAACCAUCAAAUCCUCCUUUACACACUCAGGAAAAGACUGUCUUUUGUGUUUUCCUGAAACGUUGCCUGAGAGCCCUGUGUUUUCUGUGGAAGCAAGCAGCAGUAAUAACCAGAAGAAUGAGAAAGCUAUGAAAAAUAUUCAGAACUGUGUGGCAGAAAAGAGAGAAGCAGUGUUGCUAGAGACUCAGAUGAAAGCGUGUGCCUCCUUUAUACGAACCAGGCUUUUGCUUCAGCUCACCCAGUCUCAGCAAACCUCGUUUGCUUUGGAGAGGAAUUUAAGGACUCAGCAGGAAAUUGCAGAUAAAAUGAAAGAGUUCGGCUUCAAAGAAGACACUUUGCUGUUGAUAGCUGAGGUUAUGGGAGAAGAUAUCGUCCCAGAAAAAAUAAAAGAUGAGGUUCACACAGAGGUGAAGUGUGUUGGCCCUACAGCCCUGACUGCCUUGGUGAUUGCAUCUUCGAAAGAAUUUGAAGACAAAUGGUUCAGAAAGAUCAAAGACCACUUCUGUCCCUUUGAAAAUCAGUUCCAUACAGAGAUAGAAAUCUUGGUUUAG